Arthroderma uncinatum is the source of this 1506-nucleotide messenger RNA. RefSeq names its product RING finger domain-containing protein. The record is from RefSeq and is a predicted model, not a curated record. Bases 1 to 1506 code for a protein of 501 amino acids. Gene Ontology annotation, molecular function: zinc ion binding. The transcript has 2 exons. NCBI's taxonomy places the organism in Eukaryota, Fungi, Ascomycota, Eurotiomycetes, Onygenales, Arthrodermataceae.
AUGGCGUCACCUCCGUCUCCCCCCCCAGCGCCCGACAACCCACAAGAAUCUAGCAGUAGCUUCUCUGAUAUGGAACCACAAUCGCGGCGGGAUAAUGACCGGGAGGGUGCUCACGACGCAGUGCCAGUUGAUAGUCACGCUGAAGAAUCCGAUGAUACAGUUUUACUCAACCGUCGAUUAUCCUCCGAACUCGAGGCCGACGCUGAGGUGGGGACACAGUUGGACGAAGUCUCCAACGUAGAGCUCAUAGAUUGCAAUCGCGAACCCGAGACCGAUUCACAAAGCAAUGUGCGCCCGGUCACAGAAUUUUCCUCCCCGACUGAGGCUGAGAUAUCGCGGAAGGAAGAUGAGCUCCGGAAAUGCUGGAUAUGUUAUACCGACGAGUCGGAAGAUUCACCUCUCAAUACGGAAUGGCGGUCACCAUGCCCGUGCGCCCUCAGCGCGCAUGAAGCAUGCUUAUUGGAUUGGCUCGCGGACAUGGAGAACACUGACGGCUAUAACCUUCAUAAAGAAGGGGCAACGAUGCUCUGCCCACAGUGCAAGUCAGAGAUUCACAUGUCACGACCACGUAAUCUAAUACUUGACCUUGUACGGAAAUUUGAGGGGACUGUCUGGGCAGGAUGUUGCGCCCAUGGAGUAUACUCCAUGUAUUUCAUUUUCGGCAGGGAAAAGGCACUGCAACUCUUAGCAGGUGCUACACAGGGGCCGUGGAACCCUCGGUUGAAUUUGGGCCUUCCGUUGAUUCCAGUAUCGCUGAUUUUAUCGAGAACUCGAUACUCUGACGGCUUGCUCCCUGCCAUCCCUGUCAUAUUCUUUGCAACACACCAUCCAUAUAACCAGGACAUGGAUAUUCAGUUAUGGCCGCCAAGCGCAGCCAUGACCUUUGCCGCGUUACCAUACGUUAAAAGUUUCUACAACAUACUUUACAAGAAAUUUUUUGGCAAGCUAGAGCGGCAAUGGAUUUCAACUGUGCGGACACGAUUGAAUGCAGACGAUGGGAACCAGGAAGGCGAUGGACAAGGCCAGGGCACCGACGACGAUCAGGCAGAAGGCGAGAUAGUCAUGGAGAUAGAGUUACAAGUGGGACUCAACGGCAACGAGCAUCAAGUAAUACACGCCAUCGAAGAGGAGGAACGGCGAAAUGACGAACAACCAGGUAACCAAGUCCUGGCAAGGCGCCAAGCUGACGUCCUCCGCGAAACGACCAAUCUUGCAGACAUCAUCCUCGGUGCCCUGAUUUUCCCAGCUAUCUCCGCCGGGAUGGGUGGGAUAUUGAAAUUAGCACUUCCCAAGGCAUGGACAAAUCCUCCUUUACCAUUCGAGAGAGGUAGACCAUGGUUACUCCAAACUCGAUGGGGGAGAAGCGUCAUUGGCGGCUGUGUCUUCGUUUUACUCAAGGAUGCCCUCACGCUCUAUUGCCGAUAUAAGCGCGCUCGCUUGCACUCUCAACGAGUUAUAUUAAAUUAUGACAGGAAGACACAACAACCCGUCUUACCAUCAGCAUAG